Physcomitrium patens is the source of this 2848-nucleotide messenger RNA. The record is from RefSeq and is a predicted model, not a curated record. Lineage: Eukaryota; Viridiplantae; Streptophyta; Bryopsida; Funariales; Funariaceae.
GCUAUUUUGAAUAAAAGAAGAAGAAGAAGAAGGAAAAAAAUAAUCCCUGUAGGAGUUUUGUGUUUUUGUCCGCGAGUGGGAGGGAAACGGGUUGACGUCUUCGGAGUUGGUUUGGGAGGAUUUAGUUUUUGUUGGAUUUAAGUUUAUGGCAGGGUUUCGGAGCUACUGGAUUUUAUUGUACUGGCCUGUAAAAUAAAUAUAGUAGAGGGGAGGGGGGCCUCACGGUGAUUCAAUCUCGAGGUUUCUGAGAGCAGCUUGAGAGAGUUGAUCAAGGGGGUUGCGCCGAGGGAUGGGUGGGAGGAGAGGGGGAGUGUCCUUGCUACGGUGAGGUGUUGUCCUCCGUCGUGAGUUGUUUUAGUCGGCUGUCCCUUAGCAAACUUGUAUUGUCUGUACUGUGUGAAGAUUUUUCAGGAAGUUGGCUCUGAGGUCGCGUCGCAGCUGGGACCCUCCACUACACGCCAUCUAGCCUUUUUCACUUGCCUAGCAAGCUUCCCCUGAGUUCUAGAGUCUGGCACCUCAAGGCUGUUCUUGAGAUUUCAGUGUGUUGGGAUUCCAAGCUGCCUCCUACCGGAGCAAGGGAAGCGCCAUGGUGUGUUUGCAUGUGCAAAUAGUUGACGGCCAUUGCAGCGGCAGCCGAUUCGGAGGACGCUCAAGGGCGGUACUGCAACCUUGAAAUCUUGACUCCUCACAGGAGGCCACUCUCUCAUUAAAAGUUUGUAUGAUUUCCUUGUCUAUCCUGGUGCCCCAGCUGCAACACCGCGCGCCCUCUCCGUCAGAACUCCUCUCUCCUCAUCGAGUCGUGAAAAAACUCUGCCAUGGGCACACUUAUGCACUUCAACUGUCUACUAGGUGGCUGACGCUUUGGCGGUCUUUGGAGGUUUCACGUAACCCUCCUCUUCGCUCCCAAAUCUCUUACCCAAGCCGGUAUCUUUUUCCGUCGUUCUUUUCCGGGGUUUUUCCUGAGUAUCUCGGAUUUGAGCCCCAAUCCGUGUAUACUACCACACGUUGAGGUAUCUUAGGAGUUUCAACCUUGUUAAGGAGCUUUUCGAGGCAGUGUUUUGAGCCCAGAAACCUGAGGUUUGGGCCAUAUAUUCUUAAGAGAGACAUAGCUUAAUUUUUCCAUCAAGGGCCACUAAUUAGUGUCCCUGCAUACACAAGUUUUAGAGUUUUCAGAGGUUUCUCGGUUGUUGAAAAUACAGUGCGAGAAAGCCAACAAGCCUUUGAGGUAAUAACGAAGGUCGGGUAGUUCUCCUGACUCAAGAACUGUCGUAGCACAUCACUUUUAAUUGCCUCUGCUUAAUCAUUGUUACUUUAGAAAUACCCCGUUUUGAUCUGAAAGGAACAUCGCGAUCCGAAACCGAGUGGAACAGUUACCUUUUGUGGCACCAAAUUUUAUUGUAGUUGUGGACGGCUUUGUGCCCCCAAAUCCGACAAGAUUGCGGGGUUAACUCACACAGGACCGCUGGCGAGCCAGUAUUCAUUGUGGCUUUGGGACGGAAUUGGGGGUUCCGGCGAUACUACUAAGGAGCGGAAUUGGGUGACCAGUUCCGCGAACCAUAGCUGGUCCCUCCCCCCCACUGACCAGAACUGGAGCCUGGCCGCAGCGGCUGCACCUUACUAUGAUCGGCAGCAGCCUCAGGUGGGGAUUCUUGAGCGGCAAUCUAUCCCACCGGGUGCCAUCAAGGAAUUCAAACGGACCGUAGGUGAGGGUCGUCGGGGCUCUAAGCAGCAACAACAACCUGCAGGAGGGGAUCUCAAAGGAUCCCAGGCCACCGAAUCCAAGCAAUUUUCUUCUGAGCAGAAGCAGCAACUCUCUGGCGAGGGCAACAUGCCUGGCCCAACGGCAGCCAAGACUGUUGUGUCCAAUGGUAAUACCCAAUUCCAGGUUUCCGCUAAUCAUGAGAAGCGUUUUAAAUCACUGCCGUCAGCUGAAGUCCUUCCUCGAAAUGUCACAUUGGGGGGUUACAUAUUCGUCUGCAAUAACGACACCAUGCAGGAGGACCUUAAACGCCAACUUUUCGGAUUACCACAACGAUAUCGAGAUUCUGUACGCACUAUUCAACCAGGGCUUCCUCUUUUUCUGUACAAUUAUACUACCCACCAGCUUCAUGGAAUUUUUGAGGCAGCAAGUUUUGGAGGCUCUAACAUAGAUCCAACCGCCUGGGAAGACAAGAAAUGUCGGGGAGAGUCAAGAUUUCCUGCCCAGGUGCGGACUCGCAUUCGCAAGCAGUGUAAGCCUUUAGAAGAGGAUUCGUUCAGGCCGGUGCUGCAUCACUAUGAUGGACCCAAAUUCCGUCUCCAACUCUCUGUUCCAGAGGCUGUGGAGCUGUUGGACCUGUUCGAGGAGAACGGACCCCCCUGAAGACUGGACCAUCAGUGAAGACUCGGGUGUUGUGGAGUAACCUUUUAAAAUCACCGCGUUGCUGUACGUGGUAGUGAAACUCGUUGUGGAUUAUACUUUUUAUGUCUUUUUAUGGUUAAAAUACAGGUACAUGGGUUACACUCUUUCAUUGGGACAGUAGAUAUCUAGAAACAUUUUGGAGAACAGAACUCACCUCACGAGAGAGAGAGCGAGAGUCCACUUGACGCAGACGUAAGCCUGUAAAAUCGUUCCACCUUCCCCCUUCAAAUGCUCCCCCUUUCGGUAUAUUCUCGCUUAGGAUAUCACCCUUUGUAAUUUCCCACCUUUUUUUUUCCCCCUUCUCUUAUUCUUUUCUUUUUACGGGAAAAGAGGUAGCCACUUGUAUUGAUCGAGACUUCACUGAGUUUUUUGGCCACAUCAUUGACAAGAUACGAUUAUGUUCAAAUAAAAUACCUUCUCACCAGUUCUCCAGUUGGGCAACGAAAA